CUAGCUCCCUCCGGUUAGGCUGCUAGCUUCCUGCGGUUACGCUGCUAGCUUCCUCCGGUUAGGCUGCUAGCUUCCUCCGGUUAGGCUGCUAGCUUCCUCCGGUUAGGCUGCUAGCUUCCUGCGGCUAGGCUGCUAGCUCCCUCCGGUUAGGCUGCUAGCUUCCUGCGGUUAGGCUGCUAGCUCCCUCCGGUUAGGCUGCUAGCUUCCUCCGGUUAGGCUGCUAGCUUCCUGCGGCUAGGCUGCUAGCUCCCUCCGGUUAGGCUGCUAGCUUCCUGCGGUUAGGCUGCUAGCUCCCUCCGGUUAGGCUGCUAGCUUCUAACUUUAAAAUGUCUUCUCUCUCCCGGUCGACCUGGAGGAAGCUUCUACUCGGUCAGCAUUACAGCCGAGCUCCGCCGCAGAAAGCCGCCUUCAGUUCCUCCCAGUGCGGACAGCAGCCUCUGGGGAGGAGGAGGGUAGUGAUUACUGGGAUCGGACUGGUGUGUCCCCUUGGGACGGGAACUGCUCUGGUCUGGGACCGCCUCAUCAGGGGCCAGAGCGGGCUGGUGGCUCUGGACCCUGAGGAGUACAGAGGGGUCCCUUGUAAGGUGGCUGCCGUGGUGCCCAGAGGGUCUGAGGAGGGACACUUUAGCGAGGAGAGCUUCGCUCCCCGCGGGGAACUGAACAGCAUGUCCCCGGCUACCGUGAUGGCCCUAGGGGCCGCUCAGCUGGCUCUGGAGGACGCAGGCUGGAGCCCCCAAAGUCCAGAGGAGCACCUCAGCACCGGGGUGGCCGUGGGCAUGGGGAUGGUGUCCCUGGAGGAGAUCGCUCGCACCUCCGCCGCCUUCAGGGAGCGGGGCUACAGAGGGGUGAGCCCCUUCUUCGUUCCCCGCAUCCUGGUCAACAUGGCGGCGGGACACAUCAGCAUCAGACACGGCCUGAAGGGCCCCAACCACGCGGUGUCCACAGCCUGCACCACCGGGGCCCACGCCAUAGGGGACGCGGCGCGGUUCAUCGCGCACGGGGAUGCUGUUGCCAUGGUUACGGGUGGGACAGAGUCCUGCGUGAGUCCUCUGGCCGUAGCCGGCUUCGCCAGGGCGCGCGCGCUCUCCACCAGAUGGAACGAUGAGCCCCCCCUGGCCUCCAGACCCUUCCACCCGGACAGGGACGGCUUUGUGAUGGGGGAGGGGGCGGCGGUGGUCCUCCUGGAGGAGCUGGAGCACGCGCUGAGGAGGGAGGCCCGGAUCUACGCGGAGGUCCUGGGCUACGGCCUGUCGGGGGACGCCAGCCACAUCACUGCACCCACUGCGGACGGAGACGGAGCCUUCAGGUGCAUGGCUGCAGCCCUCAGAGACGCUGCGCUCUCUCCAGAUGAUGUCACUUACGUCAACGCCCACGCCACCUCCACGCCUUUAGGCGACGCUGCAGAAAACGCAGCCAUUAAGAGACUCUUCCAGCGCAGCGCCGACCGCCUGGCGGUUUCUUCUACCAAAGGAGCCACGGGACACCUGCUGGGCGCCGCCGGGGCUCUGGAGGCGGCCUUCACCGCUCUGGCCUGCUACCACGGGGUGCUGCCCCCAACCCUCAACCUGGACCGCACUGAGCCCGAGUUCAACCUAAACUACGUCCCCUGCAGAGCUCAAGCAUGGAGGACUGAGGGCCGGCGGGUGGCGCUCACUAACUCCUUCGGGUUUGGAGGCACCAACGCAUCGCUGUGUCUCAGCAGUUUCUCAGGCUAGAUGGAGUUUAGCUGCAUUUUCACCUUCUUUCAAUAAAAAACAGGUUUUCUAAAAGAACGACAGAAAGUCGGCCUCCUGGUCCACCUGCUGCUGGUUCUGGAUGAAAUCUGACUGGGAGGGACCCUAAGGUGGUCUGACAUCCAUGACAUGUUUUAAAUCACCAGAAAAGUUUAUGUAUGAAAUUUAAAGUUUAAUUUAUGAAUAAAGCAGGUUGUUUGCAAAACCAAGUAGAGAAGAGAAAUAUAAUUGAUUGUCUCCCAAUAAGGAAACUCAGGAGCAGCCCAGAGUAUGGCUUCACUCACCACCAAAAAUAUAAAUCUGAAUCCAUCAUCCAUCAGCACCGAGUCCAACCACAGAGAAAUUAAUUGUCUGGAUGAAACUAAUUAUUGUGAUUGGUUUUAUAUUCUUAAAUACCUUGGGGCCAUCAUGAAAAUGAGCGUAAAUUAAAUAAAACGAAUGAGUUUAUUUUUAAAAUGUAAGAAGUAGAAGGUGAAAUGUUGUCUAAAGAAUAAUUCCUCCGGUAAAGUAAAGCCAAUAUUUCUACUUCA
This is a messenger RNA of Cyprinodon tularosa, 2263 nucleotides long. It is a transcript of the gene oxsm, whose product is annotated as 3-oxoacyl-ACP synthase, mitochondrial. Gene Ontology annotation, biological process: fatty acid biosynthetic process. NCBI's taxonomy places the organism in Eukaryota, Metazoa, Chordata, Actinopteri, Cyprinodontiformes, Cyprinodontidae. The coding region runs from base 327 to 1715 and encodes 462 amino acids. The transcript is spliced from 2 exons. The record is from RefSeq and is a predicted model, not a curated record. Gene Ontology annotation, molecular function: 3-oxoacyl-[acyl-carrier-protein] synthase activity.